Perca flavescens (yellow perch) is the source of this 2859-nucleotide messenger RNA. It is a transcript of the gene pcca, whose product is annotated as propionyl-CoA carboxylase subunit alpha. Bases 31 to 2166 code for a protein of 711 amino acids. Gene Ontology annotation, molecular function: metal ion binding; ATP binding; propionyl-CoA carboxylase activity. The record is from RefSeq and is a predicted model, not a curated record. Lineage: Eukaryota; Metazoa; Chordata; Actinopteri; Perciformes; Percidae. Gene Ontology annotation, cellular component: mitochondrion. The transcript is spliced from 23 exons.
CAUUAACCGUCACCGUCACAGUUUGGCAACAUGGCGGCGCACAGGGUCUCUCCAUCACUGAACAGGCUGCUGUUUGCUGUAAAGUAUGCCUCAUUCCAGUCAGGAUGCUGUGCAGUGCACUGCAACGCUCAAUAUUCCACCAUCCACAGUCCCAGUGAAAAGACCUUUGAUAAGAUCCUCAUUGCCAACAGAGGAGAGAUUGCUUGCAGGGUGAUGAAGACAUGUCAUAAGAUGGGCAUCCAGACUGUAGCUGUUCACAGUGAUGUAGACUCCAGUGCUGUUCAUGUAAAGAUGGCUGAUGAAGCAGUGUGUGUUGGCCCCGCCCCCACCAGUAAGAGCUACCUUAACAUGGAUGCCAUCAUGGACGCCAUCAGAGCGACUGGAGCACAAGCUGUUCAUCCUGGCUAUGGGUUUCUCUCUGAAAACAAAGAGUUUGCAAAGCGACUGGCAGCAGAAGGCGUGGCAUUCAUUGGCCCAGAUACCCAUGCUAUAAUGGCAAUGGGGGAUAAAAUUGAGAGCAAGCUGAUUGCUAAGGCUGCAAACGUCAACACUAUCCCAGGAUAUGAUGGAGUUGUCAAGACUGCUGAGGAAGCUGUGAAGAUUGCACAGGACAUUGGCUACCCAGUGAUGAUCAAAGCAUCUGCAGGAGGAGGAGGGAAAGGAAUGAGGAUUGCUUGGAAUGCUGAGGAGACAAGGGAAGGUUUCCGGUUCUCGUCCCAGGAGGCAGCAUCCAGCUUUGGAGAUGACAGGCUGCUCAUUGAGAAGUUUAUAGACAACCCCAGACACAUUGAGAUACAGGUGCUGGCUGAUAAACAUGGUAAUGCUCUGUGGCUGAAUGAGAGGGAAUGCUCCAUCCAGAGGAGGAACCAGAAGGUGGUGGAAGAAGCUCCCAGUACUUUCCUGGACCCAGUGACAAGGCGGGCGAUGGGUGAGCAGGCAGUGCAACUGGCCAAGGCUGUGCAGUACUCCUCUGCUGGCACCGUGGAGUUCCUUGUGGAUUCUAAAAAGAACUUCUACUUCCUGGAGAUGAACACACGACUACAGGUGGAGCAUCCAAUUACAGAGUGUAUUACUGGCCUGGACCUGGUGGAGCAAAUGAUCAGGGUUGCCAAGGGUUACCAACUGCAGCACAAACAGGAUGAUAUCCCAAUUAACGGUUGGGCCAUUGAGAGUCGCGUCUACGCUGAGGAUCCUUACAAGUCUUUUGGUCUUCCCUCCAUUGGACGGCUAUCUAAAUACCAAGAGCCACUCAACCUCAGCAAUGUCCGUGUAGACAGCGGAAUCCAGGAAGGAAGUGACAUCAGCAUCUACUAUGAUCCCAUGAUCUCUAAGUUGGUUACCUAUGGAGCUACGCGAGCUGAAGCCCUUGCCAGGAUGGAGGAUGCUCUGGAUAACUAUGUAAUCAGAGGUGUGACCCACAACAUUCCCCUCCUUCGGGAAAUCAUCACACACCCCCGCUUUAUCUCUGGUGACAUCAGCACCAACUUCCUGCCUGAGGUUUACCCUGAUGGCUUUAAGGGUCACCAGCUGGACGUAGACACACGCAGGGAGCUGUUGGCCUCAGCAGCAGCGCUCUACAUCACUGCUCAGCUCCGAUCACAGAAGGUCCUGGGUGACCUGAGGGUGUCUUCCAGUCCUGUGGAAUGUAGCCGCUGGGAGCUGUGUGUGCAGCUGGAGGAUGGAAGCCAUUCUGUGGAGGUUACCAAAUCAGGAAAUGUUUAUACUGUGGAGGUGGAUGGAGGAAAGGUGGAAGUAAGUGGACAGUGGAACCUGGCCUCCCCAUUGCUACCACUUACCAUCAACGGCACACACAGGACGCUACAGUGUCUGUCCAGAGAUGCUUCUGGAAGGAUUCUCCUGCAGUACCUUGGCACAUCGUUUAAGGUUCGCGUUCUGUCUAAGUUGGCUGCAGAGUUUAACUCCUACAUGCCAGAAAAAGUUCCAGAAGACACCAGCAGCAUCCUGCGUUCACCGAUGCCAGGCACAGUGGUAGCGGUGUCCGUCAAGCCUGGAGAUCCGGUUGCAGAGGGUCAGGAGAUCUGUGUGAUCGAAGCAAUGAAGAUGCAGAACAGUUUGACUGCCGUCAAGCAAGCAAAGGUUAAGAGUGUCCACUGUAAGCCAGGGGAGACGGUGGGAGAAGGAGACCUGCUGGUAGAGCUUGAAUAAAACCCAAGCUUCUUUUUUUAACUUUUGAUGUGUAACAUCAGCACCAGGAUGAGCCUUACUCCCCUCUGAAGAGCCACAUUGGCAAACAGACUGGACAAUAACAGAUGCUUGAUUUAUCUUGCCAGUGGUCAGUCUCCAGAGUGGCCCCAAGCACAGUUUAGUUUCCCUGAUGGUGACUCAGAGCUGAGCUGUAUCAGCAGUGUACCAGUGUUUUCUCCAUGUCAAACUCAAUGAUGUUGCUUGUUUAGAUGCAGCUAUCUUAAAAAAAGAAUCUCUCUCCCGUAUGUAUUUUCCAGACCUGAUUAUUAGUUUUUGUUAUAUUACAGAAAAACAUGUUUUUACCCCUAUGUUGUCUUUCUUUGCAGAUAGUUUUGAUUUAUGUGCCAAUGUUUUGAGAUAUCUACAUAGCAAAUGUCAGCUGCUGCUGGAUAUGUACAUGGAGCUGCUGAGUUUUUCAAAUGUCAUUUUUCUGUGAUUUGAGCACCAAAAAGAGUUCCAUUAACCUCCAUUGUAUUAGAGUGGAGGCAGAGACGGAUAUCUUAAAACCUUAUCGCAGAAAACCCAAACUGUGCAUUGCCCGAUACCACUCAAGGCAAGUAAAAAAAAUGUCUGUUGUAAUUUGGUUGAACUGACAUUUUAAAAGGCACACUACAUACAACCAAUAAAGUGCUCCUUCUUUUCCACAAACAGUAA